CACGCGUCGACGAAAUCGGACGCAGUUGAGUUUCGGGCGAGUACCGGCAAGGACCGAUCACUACUACCGAUUCUCGCUUGUGAAAUGAUUCUGGAAGAAAAGAUCCGUUGUUCAACAAAAUUCCAUUGAUCGAUCCGUGCACUCGUCGUAUUCGUUGAAGAAAACGCUACAUAAUUAAAAGACAAAAAAUGGUGGUGUUCGCAAGUUUGGUGUUCGUUGGAAAAUUUUUGGUCGCGAGCCUCCUUGGCUGCAGCAUCUACUACUAUCUCAGCAAUUUUCGAUUGUUCAGAGCAUCUUGGAAAAUUCCGGGACCAUUCCCGUGGCCUUGCAUCGGAAGUGCUCAUCGAUUCAUCGGCAAUACGGAAGAUAUUUUGAAUACAGCUCGGCAGCUACUCAAGCCUUAUCCGUCACCUUUUCGCGUUUGGUUUGGCAGCCGCUUGUUUUACGUGGUCUACGAUCCCGAACAACUUAAGAUAGUACUCUCGAGCCAAAAGACAAUCGAAAAAGAAGUACUAUACGAGUUAUUUCAACCUUGGUUGGGAACUGGACUCUUCACCGCACCUGCAUCGAAAUGGCGAGUCCACCGGAAACUGAUAAUGCCGACCUUCAAUCAACGAAUUUUGGAGUCGUUUGUUGAAGUUUUUUCGGCCCAGUCGGGAAUUAUGGUCAAGGAAAUGGAGGCCGAACUCAACGGAGGCGAAUUCGAGGUAUUCAAUUACGUGACGCUAUGCACUCUCGACAUCAUCUGCGAGACUGCGAUGGGCGUAUCUUCGAAAGCACAGUUGCAGAAAUCGUCACCCUAUGUCAAAUCGGCAAACAGACUUUUCGAGAUAAUCUACUCGAGGAUCUUUAAUAUAUGGCUCCAUCCAGACUUUAUUUUCAAGCGUACCAGACUCUGGCAAGAGCAACGCAACUGCAUCAAACACGUCCACGGCCUGACCAAUGACGUGAUUCGCAAAAAAAAGAACUCUCUAUUUGUUGGAAAUGGCAAAGCCAAUGGCACCAGCCAAGAAGACAAUGAAACUACACCACCCACAGUCACCAGAAAAGCCUUUUUGGAUCUGCUGAUGGAAUUAUCACACGAAGGCACUAAAUUCACAGACGAUGAGCUUCGAGAAGAAGUAGACACGAUGAUGAUUGCAGGUAACGACACCACAGCAACGGUCAACUGCUUCGCCAUGCUCAUGCUAGCCAUGUACCCCGAAAUUCAAGAUAAAGUUUACGAGGAGCUUCACGGAAUCUACGGAUACGCGGAUCCGAGUAGUGUCCCGGUGAGGCACGAGGACCUCCAGCGCAUGGAGUACCUGGAGCGCGUGAUCAAGGAGACUAUGAGGAUAUUCCCGAUUGGACCACUACUCGUCAGGCGCAUCACCGAUGACCUCAACAUAGGGGAACACACGCUGGCCAAGGGCAGCUCGGUCGUGCUGGGCAUUAUAAAGACGCACCGCAGCUCGGAGUACUGGAGGGACCCGAUGAAGUUCGAUCCCGACAGGUUUUUGCCGGAGGAGUGCGCCAAAAGACAUCCUUACUGCUUCAUACCCUUCAGCGCCGGCCCGAGAAAUUGUCUUGGUGUGAAGUACGCGAUGAUGGCCGUGAAGGCGUUGCUGGCGACGGUGGUGCGAAAGUACGUGCUCAAAAAGGACGACGUUCUUGCAAUUGAGGACAUCAAACUAAAGGCUGACAUGAUGCUGAAGCCCGUAGUUCCCAUAACUAUUAGAAUUGAGAAGAGAAUUGAAUGUGCAAGCUAGACGUUGUUAUAUCUGUAUAUUAAGUUUGUUGGUUUUUAUUUUCUUUCAGUUGUGUGCGAUGCCGACAAAAACUUUAAUAAAUAUAGGUGUAAAAUUUUUUGUGAA
Copidosoma floridanum is the source of this 1853-nucleotide messenger RNA. RefSeq names its product cytochrome P450 4C1-like. The record is from RefSeq and is a predicted model, not a curated record. Gene Ontology annotation, molecular function: heme binding; monooxygenase activity; iron ion binding. Lineage: Eukaryota; Metazoa; Arthropoda; Insecta; Hymenoptera; Encyrtidae.